AUGGCGAAGGUGAACCAGGUUUGGAAAGAAUUAAAUGCCAAAAUGACGGCCAAAAGAACAAGAAAUCCUAGCGGACGCAAUAAAAACCAAAAAGGAACGGCCAGUGAGCUGAUUGUUCAACGACUAACCGCCGAACCUGACAACAAACAAACUUUCCGUCCGGUUCAACCACGUGAGUUCGUCGAGUUUGAAUACGACGAAUUGACUUUGGACAAUUUGAAGCAAGCUUGUGCAACACACUUUGGUCUUCCGGUAAAGACCUGUGACAUUCUGGUCUCGAACAAGGGUCCUUCGUGCAAAAAUAUUAAUCAGAUACCUCAUCGAAAAGAUAAAGUAAGGCCAGGAAAAUCAAUGUUUGUAUUUAAUAUUCAAAUGGCAGAUUGCACAGGGGGGGGGGGUUGAGGACAUCUUUUUACCAGCUAAAUUGUGACUCCCUGGAAUUCGGUUUAUAUACCCCCUUCCCUGGAAUUUCCUGGGAAUUCAUUGCCAGAUACACCUGGAAAAUGACUUUAAUUGCAGACCAUCUCCUGGAUUUUGGUCUCUAAUCACCCCACCCCCUGGAUUUCUGCUGUCUUUUCACCCCUCCCCUUUGAUUUUCCAAGGCCUUUUUUACACCCCCCUCCCCUGGAUUUUCCAGUGUCCUCAACCCCCAUGUGCAGAUAAUAAAUGCAAUCUGCCAAUAUGCAAUUAAUUUCAAUACAAUAGACCCCUUAUUCUGUUUCCAUAAAUGAUAUUAGGUUAUGUACAGCAAGGCUCUGAUAAACAUUUCCAGCCUGUGGAAUUAUAAGAUCUAAAUCAGGGGUUAGGUCAGGUUAAAGUUGGGAGUAGGGUUUAGGUUAUUUCCAACCAACAUAUGUACUAUACGAGCCCGCUGUUUUUACUAGCUAGACAACAAUACAAACUAAAACUGCAGUUAUAACAUUUUUAAUUUCAAAUUUGAAAAACAGUUGCAUUCAACAGUUACUUCCCUUUUCCCAAAUGUAAGGCCUGGCAAUGUUAGCAAUGUUUGGGUAACACGAUGUUCUAAUUGCCCAGGUAUCUGACAGGUACACUGUACAGGUUAAUAUAAAUUUAUAACUUUAAUUAAGCAUGGAAUUUGUUUAGGUAUACCUUGUUUGUUUUGUGGUAGAUCUUGAACAAGAAGAUGAAACAGUAAAUCUCUCAAGUAGUAAAAGCGAUGAACUUCCUCGUCAAAGCGUGCUAAAAGUGCAGAAUGCAUUGCAUCACCCAAAAAAGUGGAAACACAAAGCUAUCCAGCAUCUGUUUCCAUUGAUCAACUUAUGAAGGCAGGCAAAUUCAUCAAGCCAGUCCCCAAGACAUAGACAGUGCUGAAUUUAGAGUCUUUUGAUGUUGCACAGAAGGAGUGGGUACCUGAAAAACCGGUUACUGUUUUCAUCGAUCAGGAGAAAUUUGCUUCAGGUGCAUUUCGAGAUGCCUAUAAAGGGAUGCCAGAAGGUGGUGCCAGUCAAAAGAAAUGGGUUAUCAAAAAUAUAAUGAGAAAGCCAGGACCACAAUUGUAA
Paramuricea clavata is the source of this 1520-nucleotide messenger RNA. NCBI's taxonomy places the organism in Eukaryota, Metazoa, Cnidaria, Anthozoa, Malacalcyonacea, Plexauridae. The record is from the annotation of a GenBank genome assembly.